Messenger RNA from Bombus impatiens (common eastern bumble bee), 914 nucleotides. It is a transcript of the gene Yippee, whose product is annotated as protein yippee-like 5. NCBI's taxonomy places the organism in Eukaryota, Metazoa, Arthropoda, Insecta, Hymenoptera, Apidae. The record is from RefSeq and is a predicted model, not a curated record. Bases 116 to 523 code for a protein of 135 amino acids. The transcript has 3 exons.
AGCGUCGCUCUGAUCGCAGCGUACGAGUUUAAAAUUUUCGUAGGCGGUUGUACCAUCUAGAAGUUUGAAAUCUAUGAAUCAUGACUAAAACAGCUUGGCAGACUCAAGCAUUUGGAUGGUAUUGUUGUGUAGCGUAGUUAGAUACUUGGAAAGCGAUUUACGAUAUUUCAGGAUGGGCGUAAUUUUCUUGGAACACAUCGGAGGUACUCGGUUGUUCUCCUGCGCUUCUUGUGACACCAAUCUUACAAACAGAGGUCAGCUGAUAAGCACGCGUUUUACGGGCGCGACAGGCCGUGCUUUUCUAUUUAACAAAGUCGUCAACUUGAAUUACAGCGAGGUACAGGAUAGAGUGAUGUUGACGGGUCGUCACAUGGUCCGAGAUGUCAGCUGCAAAAACUGUGAUGCUAAACUUGGGUGGGUGUAUGAAUUUGCCACAGACGAGAAUCAACGAUACAAGGAAGGCCGUGUCAUCUUGGAACGUGCUUUAGUCACUGAGAGCGAUGGAAUGGGCGACAAUAUUUAAUAACAUACACAUAAGUAGCACGCCAUAGGAUAAGAAUACCUUAUAGUCAGUGCUAAAUCAGUUGUCCUACUUCUCUGUGUUCUUUUGUUAUUUGGAAUAAUCAAAAAGAAAAGAUUAUUGUAUGAGUAUACGAUGAUUUAUAUAUAAUAUUUAAUAUCUAAUAUUUUUGUAAACAUGAAACAUAUAUUAUUAUUUCAAAGCUAUUUUUCAUUCAAUGAUGUAUUUUCUGCUAGGGCAGAUUUGAAAUAAACGUUCGGUCUAUUAUUGUGUUAGAAUUUUAAAUAUUACUAUGUUUUUCUAUAUUAAAAUUUAUUGUAAAGAAAAAUAUAGAUUAUAUUGAAUAAGUAAGAUAAAUUGUAAACUACGACCAAAUAUAUUAAUUAACUUAAUA